GUCUGGAGUAUUUUUCCAAAUAUCUUUUAAAGGUUAAUAUUGAAUUUUUUUUAUUUGAAUACAGAAGGCAAUUGCUGAAGGAUAUGCAUUUCCAGAAAAGAACAAACAGAAUUGUUUCAGGGAUCAGAAUACCUUUGAAUGGCUGAGAGCAGUGGAGCUGGCUGAGUAACGGUCAUAGGAAGGGAUGUCUCUUGCAUCCUGUGGCCAGUGCAGCAGGUCAUGUAACAUGAAACAGAAAUCCCCACUUCCCUUGUCCAUCCUCCAAAUGGUUCCAAAGGAUUGGGGGCUGCAAAAGGAAAGAGAAGUUGGGGAAGACAUCCCACACAAAAUUGGAUUUAAGCCAUUAGCUACAUUUCAGAGAAUCAUAGAAUUGGAAGAGACCACAAGGGCCGUCCAGCCCAACCCCAUUCUCCCCUGUAGGAAUGCACAUGCAAAGCAGUCGGCUAUUCAGCCUCUGUUUAAAAACCUCCAAAGUAAAAGACUCCGCUGCAGUAUAUUUCAUUCUCAAAUAGCUCUUGUGAUUAAGAAUUUCUCCCUAAUAUUUAGGUGGAAUGAUUUUCCUGUAGUUUGAACCCAUUGCUCCAUGUCUGAGUCUCUGGAGCAACAAGGAUGCUCUAUUCUCAAAAUGACAACUAUCAUAUCACCUCUUAACCUUCUCUUCUCCAGCUUAAAACACCCGGUUAACUAAGUCAUUCCUCAUAGGGCUUGGUUUCCAAACCAUUUUUCUACUUUGGUCACCUUCCUCUGGGCAUGUUCUAUCUUACCACCCAGAAGUGGACACAUUGUGAUUUCAGGUGAGAUCUGACCAAAACAGAAUAGAGUGGGACUAUGACUUCCUUGAUCUAAACCAGGGGUCCCCAAACUAAAGCCUGCAAACUGGAUGUGGCUGUCCAAUGACAUUUACCCCCCCCCCCAACUUUAGACUUAACAUCUCCCUGAGUCUGAAACAACUUGAAGGCAUACAACAAUAAAAACAAUCCUAAUUAUCCAUAUUUACUUGAAUCUAAUGCACACCUCUAUUUUCAAAACCCUGAAACCAAAAAGGUAUUUGCUGCCAAAUGUAAUGCACAGGGGCAAAAAGUACGCUGUUUGUAAUUUGGUCACAAAAAGUGCACAUUACUGUGACUGCCUGCUUAGAAUUCCUUCAUUAUGAACAGUCGUGUUAGAACAACAAAGCUUCCAGCAAUAGAAAAUAAAACCUUGGGGUGCAUCUAUGCUGUAGAAUGAAUUCACUUGAAAUGCCUUGGUUCAGUGCUGUGGAAUUCUGGUGGCUGUAGUUUGGUAAAGGUUUUGAGCCUUCUCUGCCAAAGAAUGAUGGUGCCUCACCAAACUACAACUCCCAGGAUUGCAUAGCAUUGAGCCCUGGUCAUUUAAUUAGAGAUGAUGUCCCUCAAAGAGGAGUCCCAGGUGCUUUGGCUCAGCACUAAGAUUACUGUAUGACGUGAAUCUAACCCCAAUUUUGGCAAGGUCAUUUAGCCUAAAAAAAGUGAGCAUUAGUCUAGUAAAUGUGGUAACUUGACUAUCCUAUCAGUUAAAAGCAGGCCCAUAUUUCCCAUUGAAAUACUAAUAAGUUUAUGUUAGUUAAAAUUGUUCUACGCUUUAGAUAUUGUAUUGUUCUUUAAAUUUUUUUUGCACUACAAAUAAGAUAUUUGGGGUUUUUUUUCAAACUAUAGUUCAGCCCCCCAAAAAUCUGAGGGACUGUGAACCGGCCCUCUGCUUUAAAAGUUGGGAGGACUCCUGAUCUUGACACUAUACUCCUAUUUAUAAAGCCUAGAAUCACAUGGGCUUUUUAAUCUGCUGCCUCACACUAUUGACUCGACUCAUGUUGAGCUUGUGGUAUGCUAAGUCUCCUAGAUCCCUUUUACAUUAACUGUUGUCAAGCCAGGUGUCAUUCCUCUUAUAUCUGUGGAUUUCAUUUUUUUUCUGCCUAAGUGCAGCACCGGACAUUUCUCUCUGCUGAAAUUCAUUUGACUGUCAUAUUUGUAGUGUUUGAAAGAUGUCUGCAACAGGUAAGAGCAUCUCAAUUAGGAAGUUAUACGUCCUUUCAGAAUUGCAGAAUUCACUGGAAGACUGAAUAUAAUCUAUGAACUAUAGUGUUUCUUAUGUAUUCUCAAUGCUAAUACAAUUACUGUUUUACAAAGCACAUUUUAUUAACUAUUUCUUUGUAGUACAGUUUUUUUUAAACUGCUUUCUGUGAAAUCCUCCUGUCAGUGGCCAAUUUAUUAUCAAUUUGGAAUGAAAUAUUUUUAUUUCUGUUUACAUCUACCUCUGCUUGCAAAUUGUACUUGCCAAUCCUGAGUUACUUAUUCUUGUCUUUUAAAAAUGGAUGUCCACAUGAAAAUCAUCAAUACUGUACCUCAUAGAGGACAGUGACAGUGAUCUCUAUGCUUGCAGAAAAAGAACAGGAUGUUCCACUAAAUCACUACACUGACCCUAGUAGGAAUGUAUAUUACAGGAGUGUUUCCAGCAUGACACCAGGGAACAUCUCCUGUGUCUCCUCAAUCAGUCAAAUGAGUUUCCCAACUAAGCAACACUCCUUUGCCAUGUUCUGAUGGUGUCCAUCCCAGAGUCUUGUCACAUCCUGGCAAAGGAACCUUUCAACAAUGAGAUGAUCAGCCUCUUCCCUAUCAAAAGUAUAGUGAAAAAAUGUGGGAGGAAGAACAUGGCUCCAAGGAAGGCGUGCUCUAUUGCUUAAGCAAGCAUAAAAGGAUCCUGCAUGAAUGCAAACAGGUACCUACGGGUCCAUUCAGCUCCCCUUGGUUUGUCAGCUCAAGAGCCUUCCAGCAGAAAAUCAGAUUUUUUCCUCAGACAUUUUGGUUAAUCUGGUAUUUAUUUUUGUAUUAAUGUUCUGUGCCCAGUAAAAUGCAUUUCGCAUGCCAUUGUUCCUUUGAUUAAUUUGUUUCCUGUUUAGAUGACUGCAUGCAUUUCAUUUCAAAAUGAUCAUCACACGGCACAUGUGCACCCAUUUCUUUCUUCUCCCUGGGAAAAAUGUUCUUUAACAUGAAUGAGGAAAGAUUAAACUUCUGCUCUGAAAUUCCCUAGGUCUUUUGCUACGACUCAUGAAACCCUUGUGUUUUUUGUAAAUUAUAAUGAAGGAAAAGGGGGAUUUACUGUUACUCCGUACUAUCAAUAUUAUAUUGUUUAAGGAGGGAAUGUAAGGUACUCUGAUCCUUAUGUAACUAUUACUCAUCUGGUCUCAAGUUUCAGAAUCUCUAAGGAACUUGUAUGAUAUAUUUUUAAAGUUACUCACAACUGAGAUAUAUUUCCAUACUAAGAUUAAUGAAUUGGAUUAAUGAAUUGGAUGUGGUAACUUGACUAUCCUAUCAAUUAAAAGCAGGUCCGUAUUUUCCACUGAAAUACUGAUAAGAGACAGUGACCUGACUCAAGCAACCAAGAGGGCUUCAUGGGGUACAUCUACAUUGUAGAAUUAAGGUGCAAGCAGUCCUCAAGUUACAAACAUCCAACUUACAAAUGACUCAUACUUAAGAACAGGGGUGAGACAACAGGAACUGAGAGAAAUAUAUCCCUAGGAAGGGAAAUUAACUCCUGAAAGAGUUAUGGGGAAAAAGUGUCUCAGGGCCCUUUCAGACAGGCCUUAUAUCCCAGGAUCUGAUCCCAGGCUUUCUGCUUUAAACUGGGUUAUAUGAGCCCGCACUGCCAGAUAGUCUGGGAUAAACAGAAAACCUGGGAUCAGAUCCUGGGAUAUAGGGCCUGUCUGGAAGGGCCCUCAGCUGAAACUUUAUCAUUAAUCCUUAUUUCCGCAACAAGCCCACUUUUUCCAAAAUCCAAUGAUCCCAGGGACAGAAAGUGAAGUGAAAUCUUCUGAACAGGAGCAAUGACAGCAAAACAAACACCACAAGGGUGUUAACCCUCCCCAGUGCUAUCCAAAGCACACUCUCUCUCUCUUUCCCUCCUCCCUCCCCCCUAUAUAUAUUUGGCUGGAGUUACACUGAAAAAAUGUACCUGUUCCAACUUACAAACAAAUUCAACUUAAGAACAAACCCACAGAACCAAUCUUGUUUGUAACUUGGGAACCUCCUGUAGUUUGACAUCACUUUAAUUCGACAGUAUGGGGAUGCACCCAUAGAGAAACCAGGAAUUGUAGCUGUAUCUCCUACAUUCAAACAACAUGCACAGUUACCCCUUGUAGUAUGCUGGGCGUCAGCGUUCCAAUAAAAGUCUGCUCUAUUUAAUGAUAUGACUCAGAUUUGUUUUCAGGGUUCCCAGCCCCCAUCUCUGUCAUCUCCAGGUAAAGCUAAGAAAGUCUCCUGUCUGAAACCUUGAAGAAUUCUAGUAGAGCAGACAAUGCUGUGCAAGUGAAAUGCUGUCCAAUGGCAUGUCUUCAGAUCUUGGCUUGUUCAGUGCAAUUUCCUCAGGUUUGCUUGGUAUUUGCUGGCUGUCCAUUGCAGAAAGUGCCAUUCUUAGGGGGACAGAGCCCCCUCAAAUUCAUCCCAUCAGGAAGUGGACCUGGCCAGCAGCACUUCCUUGGAUGUAGAUGUUGAAGAGAGAGCACUAACUGUGUCAAAUAUUUGUAACCAGGACAGAAAAGUGGAGCCAGGUGCAGUCCUUCUACCUUUCCUUAGCUUUAGAUAAUCUCUCUCUUCAUUUAUUCUGAUGUAUUAAUAUUGUGGGAUAGGAAAAGCACCAAGAGAGUACUAACCAUACAUCAUUUUACCACCAUCCUCACAGACAUGCAUUGAUUCCCCUGGCGCAGUUAGCCUAUAAAAGUUUCCCAGUCUAGCCUGCAUUUUUUUUUCUUGCCUUAACUGUAAGACUGUCCAAGCUGAUACAGUUUAGAUGUCUAUUCUCUACACUUUCUGCCUUAAUUGGAUGUUCAAAUAUCUGAAAUGAAGUCACAUUGAAGAGAGAGCAAGCUUGUUUUCUUCUACUCUGGAGACCAGGACACAAUGGAGCAAUAGUUUCAAACGGCAGGUAAAGAAAUGACACCUGGAUAUUAGGAAGAACCUCUGAGCCCUGAGGAUCAGAGCUGUUUGGGCUGGAAUAUUAUGCCUCUUAGUGUGGUGGAGGCUCCUUUGGAGGCUUCUAAGCAAUGGCUGGGUGGCUAUUCGUCUGGCAUGCUUUGAUUAUAUGCGCCUGCAUAGCAGAAUGAACAGUUUCUUCCAACGCUAUGAUUCUAUCAUAUAUAAUGGUGCAGUAAAAUGAUGUCCUUUCGAUAAAAUGGAAAGAUCAGGGUUUGCUUAUUGGGUGAGGGGGAUAUUUUCUAACUAUGGGUGGUUGAAUACAUGACUGCAGAAUCUGUGGAUACAGAGGGUCGACUGCCUGAAAUGUGCAGCAUUUUGCCCCCUUACCUAAUAUAUCAAAGAAAGAGACAAGGUACUGUUAUGAUCUCACUGUGAUAGGAUAUUAUUGAUGGAGGAAAUCUAGUAGUUAUCUGCUAAUCAAGCUGGCCAAUUGCUACAUUAACACUUGCCUCAAACAGACAAGAGUUUUUACUCCCACCCUGGAAUUUCCUACUUGCCUAGUUUUCAACAGCCCUCACAACCUCUGAGGAUGUCUGCCAUAGAUGCAGGCAGAACGUCAGGAGAGAAUGCUUCUGGAACAUGAUCAUACAGCCUGGAAAACUCACAGCAACCCAAUUAUCUGAUAAAUCACUAAUGCAAUGUUGCUCACUGAAAGGUACAGCAAACCCGAGGUUUCCAUACAAUCUGAACUAUAAGCAGAUAGCCGGUCUAGUAUGUGUAUGUGAGGAGGGGGCCAUGUUUCCAUAGACACUAUUACUAUUAUUUGGGCUGUUUGUCUCCCUGGAAACAAGAGGCAGGCUUGAAUAUAUUAGCCGUCCUUCAUGAAUACCAUGAAGUGGGACUUUAGAGUACGCUAAGCAGUGCGGGCUCGGCGUGGGUCUAUUAAAUUGCCAGGAAGCACAAUUGGCAAGAAGUUUACUCCUUCAGUCUCACGCAUCUGCAAGAGUGGCUGCCAGUAACCUCUAUCAAAGAAGAAGGAACAGCAUUCCAACACUGUGUAAAAUAGUCUGCUCUCAGCAAAAAGAAAAGGAACUGAGCUUCAAGAGCUUGACAAUGGACAGAAAUCUUCCAUCCGUGAAGGGAAUUUGGAUUGACUUGACGGAUUACAAACAGGAAAAGUGGCUACAUUGAAGACCAGCAGCAAAUAAAAUGUUUCUUAGAUGAGAAAUUGAGUCUGGAAGCAGUUGGCAGGUGGGACGGAUUUGUGCGCUCUUUUCCACCUGAUCCAGCGUGGUAGGAAAUCCUUUCUCCAUCUCUUUUCCUCAACGGGAGCAUGCCUAUUGCUUCCAAGAUGAACAGGACUUUUCCCCAGCUCAACUCUUCGGGGAGCAGCGAGAGCAGCAGCUGGCAGACCAUGGCAGUUGUCAUUCCCUUUGUGUAUUCUCUGAUUUUUUUAGUAGGCACUGUGGGCAAUUCUCUUGUGCUGGCAGUGCUGCUAAGGAAUGGGCAAGUCAACAACACGACCAACCUCUUCAUCCUGAACCUAGGAGUGGCUGAUCUGUGCUUUAUCGUCUUCUGUGUGCCCUUCCAGGCAACUAUCUACACUUUGGAUGACUGGAUCUUUGGACCUCUCUUAUGCAAAGCUGUUCAUUUUUUCAUUUACCUGACCAUGUAUGCCAGUAGCUUUACCCUCACAACUGUUUCCGUGGACAGGUAUUUGGCUAUCCGGUAUCCUCUGCAUUCAAGAGAACUCAGAACCCCCAAGAAUGCCCUCACCGCCAUUUGUCUCAUCUGGGGCCUUUCCAUCAUCUUCUCUGGACCUUACAUAAGUUACUAUCAGGAGUUUCAGGUAGCCAAUGUCACUGUUUGCCAUCCUGUCUGGAAGUUCCCUCAGCGCAAAAUUAUGGACCUCUGCACCUUUGUCUUCAGCUACGUCAUUCCUGUGUUGAUCUUGAGCCUCACCUACCUGAGGACUAUCCGCUACCUCUGGACAUCUGUGGACCCCAUGAAAGACGUGUCUGAUUCCAAGAAGGGCAAGCGCAAGGUCACCCGGAUGAUCAUCAUUGUGGCUGUUCUCUUCUGUCUUUGCUGGCUGCCCCAUCACCUGGUCAUCCUCUGCUUUUGGUUUGGUUAUUUCCCACUGAACAAUGUUACCUAUGUACUAAGGGUCCUCUCUCACCUGAUUUCCUAUGCCAACUCCUGCGUUAACCCCAUUGUCUAUGCUCUGGUAUCCAAGCAUUUCCGGAAAGGAUUCAAGAAGAUCUUCAGCUGCCUCUUGCACAAAAGAGUGGCCAACAAGGUCCAUGUGGCCCAGGUGACCCACACAGUCAGCAUCUUAGAAGCUGAUCUGACAGAAGUGAUACAUGUCAGUGAGCCCAUACAUGCCAGAGCCUCCAGCUGCUGCCAAAUCCCAAUCCAGACAUGGGGGGAGGCAGAGCAACUGAGCCAUCAAGAGAAAGUGGCCAAGUCUUUCAUCACAUUCAAUGUGACUUAGCAAUGUCCUUUGUCCCUGGGCAGCAGGCUGCUGACAGUAGAUGAAUUCUUUGAGUGCAAUGAUGGUUUGGCCCAAAGGAUGCUCUUUAUUUGUUUAAAGAUUUUAAGAUGUGGUUUAAACUCCUAAGGACUAGCAGGUGUACAAGACAGGGAGAUUAUAUAUAUUAUUGUUCAUUGCUCCUCGAAGUAGCACAUCUACCAAAAGCUAAUAUGCUGUAAAAAGUCUACGCAACAUAAAGGACAACAACAAGAAGCAAGAAGUGAUGUUAUCACAGAUAAACAGAUUGAAAAGUGACAGAAAGUUGUUUAUUUUGGGCAAUGGAUCCAAGCAAAGAGAUUAGCCAAUGAAACAAUGACUGCAUUAUGCAUUUGGACUAACCAGUAUUUUAUAGAUACCUUGACAGUACCGUAGAGUCCUAGGUGUCAGCUCUAGCAUUCAUGGAACAUGGCAUUGAAUUGGAUUAUCUCCAAGGUCUUUUCCAGUUCUUUGAUUAUAUGAUCUUAAGACUCAGGUGGGGACCUCCAGAUGCUGUUUGAUUCCAAUUCCAUUUUUCAGGCCCAGCCUGCAUACUGAAAAUCAAGAAUUAUGAGAGUUGUAUUGCAACAAGAUCUAGAGGGCCACUCUGUUCUUAGAUAAGAAAUUGUGUCUGUGCCAUAGGAUGGUACUAACUGAGCCUUAGGAUCAUAUCAAUGUUGUUGGUUGUGUGGCUUGAGCCAAGAGUCUUCAGUGUUAGGACAUGGCAAGCUGUCCUUCUUACGCUCAGCUGAGUGAGCUACCAUUCCUCCGCUCAGCCUCAGUACACAGAAGGAAACAGGAGAAUGCUGCACAAGCAGGAGCUGAGAAAUGCAUUCUCCAGAUCUAGAUGCAAACCCAUCCACUUAUGGAGGAAGUCCAGUUUGGACAGACAGAGAACAAAGACCCUUAGUCUUAUGCUUAGAAUCCAAAGAAUUACAAGGAUCAGUCCAUAAAACUUGUAUACAGUGAGCCAUCCUAGUUCUCUUAGUUUGCAAUAUGUGCACAGUUGCUUAAGAGUAAGUCCAAUUGAUCUCAGUGGGUCUUACUUCAGAGUAAAGAAUUUCAUGGUCAUACUAUUGUUCACACUGGCUUAGGCUUCAGAAGAAAAAUCUUUGUGCAUUGUGAUGCUCUCUUCGUUACUACAACAAAGUGGUAAAUGUGUUGAAUCUGCUUUUCCUUAGUAUCAGGUCAAAGGACCCACUUUUCCUAUUAAAUCUGCAAGAAAUAAACGAUGUCAGAGUAACAGAGAUUGAAAGAAUAUGGAUGAAUUUCAAAUAUAACCCUCCUGCUGUAUGCUAAUAGGUGAGAAGACAUGCAAGGCAGCAUUUUGAUAAUCUGAAAUUUGUAAAAACUAGGACUUAUACAAGACUUUGAUUAUAUGGCACCAGGUAUGUGGUGAGGGGUGAUCUAGUUGAAAAGUUAAGCCCUGUUCCUGGAGGCUUUCAGAAAAGGCACCUCAGACAUCUGGGGCCAAAACAUCUGGGGACCCACAGGAUGAGAACCACUGCUUUAGAGUCUUGGGUACAUUGCAUGAACAUAUGUGUUAUGGUAAAGCAGUCUGUUUUAUUUACCUGAAUACAUUUUCUUUACUCUUUUCUAUGAAUGGGAAGGCCAGUCAGAUUGUAUCUUGUGAACUUGUUUUGCUUUCACCAUGAUACCAUUUGUACAAUUUUCACUAUGCAUCAUACUUUGGACUUCAUGGUCAGUGAUCUGUAAUUUACAUUUAAGGCUCAGAAAUGAACCCAGUUUCUCUUUAGGAACCCCAAAAUAAAUACUGCAUAUACUCAUGACUAAGUUGAGGGCAAGUUUGGUGGCUAAAAUUAUGAAUUGUAACAUGAGCUGAGGAUAAGUAGAGGGUGAUUCUGUAGAGGGGGGAAAGUGCCAAUAUUGUUUCAUGGGACCUGCUGCCUCUGCGAUUUUCCCACCUAGGUAUUCAAAAAGGCCAGAAAUGGCAUAGUGGAGAAGUAGAGGGGGUCAGUGUGUUUUGGUGGUUCUCCCAGGACAGAUUAAGCUCUUGCCAAGUUGCCAUUGUACUCAGAAAAGGGGAUGGUUCUUUUUGAUAAGCGUAUAGUAUUUUUAUUGACCUGACCCGGUUUUUUGGGUUGAUUUUUUUUUGACAAAAAGUACUAGACAUACAUGAGUAUGCAGGGUUGCUUCCUCUUGUUUUGUUUUACAGCUGUGGGAACUAUUUGUUUAUCUUUGAAAAUAAAAAAUAAAGAUUGGUGUAGAUGUU
This is a messenger RNA of Anolis carolinensis (green anole), 9664 nucleotides long. RefSeq names its product galanin receptor 2 (gene galr2). Gene Ontology annotation, biological process: G protein-coupled receptor signaling pathway. The coding region runs from base 6256 to 7416 and encodes 386 amino acids. Gene Ontology annotation, cellular component: plasma membrane. NCBI's taxonomy places the organism in Eukaryota, Metazoa, Chordata, Lepidosauria, Squamata, Anolidae. The transcript has 2 exons. Gene Ontology annotation, molecular function: G protein-coupled receptor activity. The record is from RefSeq and is a predicted model, not a curated record.